Drosophila rhopaloa is the source of this 18641-nucleotide messenger RNA. It is a transcript of the gene kis, whose product is annotated as serine-rich adhesin for platelets. The record is from RefSeq and is a predicted model, not a curated record. NCBI's taxonomy places the organism in Eukaryota, Metazoa, Arthropoda, Insecta, Diptera, Drosophilidae. Gene Ontology annotation, cellular component: chromatin; nucleus. The coding region runs from base 518 to 17182 and encodes 5554 amino acids. The transcript has 18 exons. Gene Ontology annotation, biological process: chromatin remodeling; regulation of gene expression. Gene Ontology annotation, molecular function: DNA binding; chromatin binding; histone binding.
AAACAAAAUGGAGGUCUUUGAUGUGUGUGUCGCGUUGUCUUAAAAAUUGCUGCUAGAAUUUUGCGUUAAACGCUGUGAGCGAAUGUGUUUCAAUGCGAAUAUGUCAAAGGUCGGCCAUGAAGUGCGCGAAACACGAGACACAAAUGACUGUACCAUAUAAAAGCAACAACAAGACGUUAAAUUGCACACCAGUUGUAAUUAAGUUUAGUAGUUAGAACCCGCUACCAACAAAUUUAUAAUCAUAAUCGACAAGACGAAGGCGGAGAGAGACACCAGAUCGCAGGGGUAAAGUGAGCAGCUUGGAAACAAUAUCCGAACCCCCUGAAAAGUGGAACUUUUCCACCCACACCGUCUGGUUCUCAGUCACCGGCUACUAUUCGAAUUUUCGACUUCUUAACAACGGCCACGCGCAGAGAGCAGCAUCAAAAUUAAGCCAAUAGACGACCAAACAUAAAACGCAGCGGCGUCCUUCGACGCGUAACGGACAUUUCUGUGUGCGCUGCGUUUCAAUAAUCUGAUGGAUGGAAAUGCACAAAAUAUGUUUCACGGAAAUCAUCAAGGAGAUCCCUAUUACCGUUAUGAUGCCGCAGCUGCCGCAGCAGCAGCCGCCGCGGCAAAUCCUCGGGCAAUGGGACCGCCUGGCGGCUAUCCGCCGCGCCACCGCCCACCACAUCCGCUACAGCAACAGCCCCAAUAUCCAUCGUACCAGCCAACGGCGGAGAAUCUCUACGGGCUGGGGGCCGCCGAUCACCAGGCGGCCAUGGGCGUUGGCCUCGGCGUUGGAGUGGGAGUUGGCGCCGGAAUGGGCGACCUAAGCGGUUGGGGAGCGGCGCCUUCGGUUCCGGGCCAGGCAGCAGCUUAUCCCGGGGCCGGUUUGGGGGCCUAUGGCCAUCCGCAGACAGCUCCACCGGCGCAGCAGCAGCGCCAGAGCAACGCCAGCGCAUACCGCCAGCACAUGCCCGCCUACGGACAACAGGAGCAGCAGAAACUUGCGUCCUAUGGUGCGCAGCAGAGCAUGAUGGCGGGCUAUGGAACGCUUACACCCCAGCAGCAACAGCAGCAGCAACCGCCCACGCCGCAGCAGCAGCAGGUGCAACAACAAGCACAGCAGGUGCAGCAGCAGGCGCAGCAACAACAACAACAGCAGCAGCAGAGUCAGCAGCAGGCUCGACUGCCGCAGCAUUAUCCGCAGGCUCCGGGGCAGCAUCCGUUGUAUCCUGGCGUGGGAGCACCCACUGUCCAGGCGGGACAACCUCCCACGCCCCAAGCUUAUGCUCACAGUCCGUACGGGAGUCCCAUGCAACAUCAACCGGGCAGAGGAGCGCCCCAACACGUGGGUUACGGUCACACAGGACUGGAUCAGGCUUCAGCGUACGGGCAACAUGUGCCGGGUGCAGCGCCACCAGGCCACCACUUGACAGCGCAGCAGCAGCAGGCUGCGCAGCAAUUGGGGGCCCACCAGCAGCAGCAGCUCCAAUCGCAGCAGCAACAGCAGGCGCAGCAACAGCAACCUCACGUCUCGUUGAUGCAGCAGCAACAGUUGCCGGGCGCUGGAUUACCGCCACCACACAUGGGAAUGCCGCCUAGUUACGGGAGCCACCAUCAGCAGCAGCAACAAGCCCAACAACAACAGCAGCAGGCAGCUCCGCCUUACAUGUCCAGCAGCAAACAUCAACAGGCGGCUGCUCAGCUAAAUUCAUCGCCCCAGUACCGCGCUCCUUUCCCUCAGCUUUCGCCUCAAAUGUCGCCACGACCGCCGACAAUGUCGCCGCAUCCACAAAUGUCUCCGCGACCAGUGGGCGUGUCACCGGCAAAACCACCGCCCCCUCAACAGCAGCAACAACAAACACAGGCACAGCAGCCACAACAGGUGGUGAACAAUCAGCCCAGCCAGCACAGUAUUCAAGGCAUGGUGGGUCUGCCGUCGCCGCGUCCCCAACCGCCCACAAGUGGAGCUGGGGGACCAGGAGCGAAGGGUCCAGCACCAGUUGCUGCUCCCGUUAACACAUUACAGGCCCUUGAACAAAUGGUGAUGCCGUCGCAGGCUCUCGGGUUGCCACCCAUGGAUUACCCAUCGGCUUACAGAAGUUCUGUGGGACCCAGGAUGCCCGUAUCCCCGCAGCAACAGCAGCAACAACACCAUCAACAAUGGGGCACGACCCAUGGCACUCAGCACUUGGCUGCACUGCAGCAGCAGCAGCAGGCACAACAACAACAGCAGCAGGCGCAACAGCAGCAACAGCAGCAACAGGCACCGCCGCAGCAGCAGCAGGCGGCCAUGUUGCAGGCGCAACAUCACCAGCAACAGCUGAAUAUGUAUGGUCAGCCGAUGGGACAGCAGCAACAGUCUCAAACCCCUCAGCAACAAGUUGUGUCGCCAGUGGCUUCACAACCUCCAGUGGUGGCCACCCCCCAGCAGCAGCAGCAACAACAGCAACAGCAACACCAGCAGCAAACACUAAAUGAUCAAUUGCAGCACUCUAUCAACGAUAUUGUUGGGGGAGGUAAUAGUGGUGGAGCAACAGGCCCCACUCAAACCCAACAGCAGCAGCAACCCCAACUGGCGGCCAUGACGUCGCCGUUGCACCAGCAAAGUCUGCCCAGCAUGCACCAUUUGAUACAGCCCACCAUGGAGACAGCACAACCGCCGCAGCAGCAACAGCAAACGGCACAACAGCAACCGCAGGCGACUCUAACAUCGCCGCACCACCAGCAAAUACAACAUCAGUCACCUAUACACCAGCAGCAGCAGCAACAGUCACCGCACCACCAGCAACAUUUACCCAGCUACAAUCAGUCGCAGCAGCAAUUCGAUCCAUUUGCUAACAUACUAGGAGAAAAUCAACAACCUGCAGCCCAACAGACAAUGUCGCCUGCUCAUGUAAGCUCGCCAAUACCUGCGCAAAUGCAACAGCAGACCCAACAACAGCCAGCUCAGCAAGUUCCACAAACGCAGCAACAACAGGUGCCGCAGGCUCAGCAGCAGCAGCAACCUUCGACACCUUCACAUCACCUGAGCAGCAUUCUCAAUGAAACAGCCAACUCGAAUGAUUCCUCCACUUUGGCAGUGGCUGCUAAUGACAGCAACAACAGCAGCAGCAACAGUAGCACUAACAGCAUUGUCAACAACCAGCCCACUUCGGUACACGACAGCAACUCGCAAAGCAGCAUUAACAGCAGCAGCAACAACCAGCAACAGUUGCUCAUGGACAACACGAAUUCGCAUGGAGGAAAUUCGGAAUCUGUUCAGCAUGUUGGAGUAGAUGUCGGCCUUUUCGAUAACAACUCCAUGUCAUCCACAUCCGCAGCAGUAGCUGCCGUGGCCUCCAAUGCAGUUUCUGCAGCAGCAGCACUUCUGGAUAGUAAUUCGCAGUCGUCGAAUGCAGAGUUUGAGAAGAACCAGAGCGAAGGUGAAGGACUUGGUGGCGUGGGUGGAGCUUCUGCCAAUGAAACUGAGUUGCCACAGGAUGAGACAAGUGUUUCUAAAACCCAUGAAACAAUUCUAAGCUCAGAAUUGCCAGCAAUCCAGGAGGAUGUGCAGGAUAAGCCUUCUGAAGAGAUGGAACAAACUCAGCUGGGUCAACCUUCAGCGGAUUUGUCUACGUCUUUAUCAGAGGAACCUAAAAUCAUAGAGGAAUUGGGAGAGGAUAAAUCGCAAUCUGCAACUGGUCUGGGGACCUUAACCGAGCCAACCACCCCAGCGGGUCAACCGCCUCAGCAACAGAUACCUCCCAUGGCACUGCCCAUGCAUCCCAUGGCUCCUGGAUACGAGACCCAGGCUCAGGGACAAAGUCACAUACCAUCAAUGAUGCCUCCAUAUGGAGGGACACCUGGAAUGUAUCCACCUUAUCCGAUGUUGCACCAACAAGAAAUAGCUGCACUGCAGCAGCAGAUUCAGGAACUGUAUUGUAUGCCUCCAGGACACGAGCUCCAGCACCAAGAUAAGUUGAUGCGGAUGCAGGAGCGCCUAAAUCUUUUGACGCAGCACGAAAUAAACGAUCAGUGUGCCGGCGGUCCACAAUGCUUGCUCUUCCAGAACGUUCCGCCAAUGUAUGGACCCCCAGGAAAUCCCUUGCUCAAUCAGCAAAUGGUAGAAAGCCCUCAAGUAUCCAGUACCACAGGAAGAGGCCGGGGAAAAGGGACAAACAAACCACGCAAACCCCGUGCCAAGAAGGGCGAAAAGGGUCAAGUAAGUCAGCAGCAGGAUCUGAUGGAUAUCAGCGGCAAUGUGGUGGUGGGAGCAGCCAAUGCCAUCCCAAGUAUCCCAACGACACAGCUGCCCGUCUCCGAGGACUGUGUGACACAAGGAGCGGGGGAUACUAGCGUGGUCGGCUUGCUGGAAUAUAGCGAGGGCAUGGGUGAUCUCUCGCAAGAUGUGCACUCAGCUAAUGAACUGGAUACUUCCACCGACGGCAGUGGCAAAAAGAAGAAGCCACGCAAGCCUAGGACACCCAAGGAUCCAAAUAAACCUCCGAGGGAUAGGACGCCGAAGGUUAAAAAGCCUAAGGAUCCUAAUGAUCCAAACUCUACUGAGCCACCAGCUGCGGGAAGAAAACGAGCAAGUGUUAGUAAGCGCAGGAAACAGUACGGAGAAGAUGGAACUGAACAAACUGGAGAGGGCAGCGAAGUAGAGGACAACAAGCCGUUGGUGCCCAAAGCGGGAUCCGCUGAUGGUGAAGCGGAAACCACUUCGGGAGGAACUGGUGUAGAUGGAGAAUCUCCAGACUACGAUGACAUACCCGUCUCGAAAAUUCCCCGAGGCGCCAAUGAAGACGAUAAGGACGCCGAGGCCGGGGAUGAAACAGUAGACUCUGUUCCAGAUUCAGCAGGAGAUCCUGCCUCCACUCCAAGCAGAAGAGAUCGCAAGCGAUCCACCGCCAGGAGUCGUCGCAAUGCCAAUUCCGAGGAAGGAGGCAGUGCGCGCAAGAAUCGUGGAUCUCUCUCCGCCAAGGCACUUAAAAAGCGAAGAAACAGGGGUAGGAUUGUACCCGAAUCCGAUGGAGAAGAUGACACAAUGGACAGAACUCCACCUCCAUCACCUCCUCCAGACUCUGAGCUUGAUUCCAACAAGCGAAGAUCUUCAAGAAAUACUCAACGGAAAAAAUACAUCGAUGAUGUAAUGCUAAGAUUCUCCGAUGACGAAAACUCUCUGUUGGUGGCUUCUCCAGUAAAGAAGGAUAAAAAAUCUUCCACGAAUGCGGCUAAUUCCAAUGCAGGCAGUGAUGUGGAGAAAGCGGAGCCGCAGUCUGGCGCCGAAGGAGAACCUGGCCAGGAGGUGGGUGAUGAGAAGUCUAAUCUACCGAUAGACGAAAGUAGCCAACUGGAAGCCAGUUCGAGCACUUCAGCAGCAGCGGCGGCAGCAGUGGAAAAGGAGCGACAAAUCUCCAGCGAUGCCGCCAACGCAGCCAUAUCCUCCAAGCCCAAUUACGUGUACAUAAACACUGGUGAUGAAGACAGCAUGGUGGUACAAUUAGUCCUGGCAUUACGAAUGGGAAAACGUGAACUCAUCCCUGAAAAACCGAAGGAAAAGCCAAGCGAACCCAAAAAUGAGGAAGAUAAAUCGGGAUCUGAAGAAGCAUCAGCUGAAAAUGUUGACGACCAAGAAAACGUCAAAACAAAGAGUGAAGAAGGUGAAUCAAAAGAGGAUUCAACUGAUGCAGAGGAAAAAAAAACCGAAACCUCCGAAAUGGAAGUGAAAAGCAAAGAAGAAUUAGAGCCGGUGGAUACUAAAAAACCUGACGAGGACAAUAAUGAUGGAGACAAAAUGGACGUAGAUGAUGAAGUUGAAAAAUCAGCUGAAGAAAAUAAGACAGGAGCGCAAUCAGAAACAGAAGAAAAUUCUGGAAUUAUUGAAAAAGACAAAUCUUCAAAUAUUGAAGAGGCGGAGGAGGCCAAGAAAAUAGAGACUGUCGCCGAAAAAAUGGAAGUAGAUGAGAAGGAAGGACAAGCCAAGUCACCUAAAUCCAAAGAAGAAUCAGAAGAAAAGUUCAUUGACGAAUCUAAACUUGAAGAGGCUACUACAGAAAAAGAUCAGAAAACAUUGGAAAAUGAAGGCGAAAAAGAGCCAAACAAGGAGACAGAAGAACCCGGAAAGAAUGAGACUGGCGACGAAAACGAAGCGGACAAGGAAAACAAACCUGAACCCGUCUUUAUCGAUGUAGAGGAGUACUUUGUUAAAUACCGCAAUUUCAGUUACCUACAUUGCGAGUGGAGAACUGAAGAGGAACUGCUCAAAGGCGAUCGUCGCGUGGCUGCCAAGAUUCGCCGCUUCCAGCAGAAGCAAUCUCAGCAGUUAAACAUAUUUGAGAACAUCGAGGACGAGCCCUUCAAUCAGGACUUUACAGAAGUUGAUCGGGUGUUGGACAUGUCCGUUCACACGGAUGAAUCCAGUGGGGAGACCACCAAGCACUAUCUGGUCAAGUGGAAGUCACUUCCAUAUGAAGACUGCACCUGGGAGUUGGAAGAAGAUGUAGAUAACGACAAGAUUGAGCAGUAUCUGCGCUUCAACAAAGUUCCGUUAAGGUGCGAGUGGAAGGCCAAGAAACGUCCGCAUCCAGAACUUUGGAAAAAACUCGAGAAGACUCCAAUCUACAAGGGAGGAAAUAGCCUGAGACCCUAUCAACUGGAGGGUCUCAAUUGGUUAAAGUUUUCCUGGUACAAUACUCACAAUUGCAUACUGGCCGAUGAAAUGGGUCUAGGAAAAACCAUCCAGAGUUUGACAUUUGUGCACUCUGUUUAUGAGUACGGAAUCAGAGGUCCCUUCUUGGUAAUAGCUCCUCUUUCCACGAUACCCAACUGGCAGCGAGAAUUCGAAGGCUGGACGGAUAUGAACGUGGUGGUGUAUCAUGGUUCGGUAACCAGCAAACAAAUGAUUCAGGACUAUGAAUAUUAUUAUAAGACAGACAGCGGAAAGGUGUUGAAGGAACCUAUCAAAUUUAACGUUUUGAUCACCACUUUCGAAAUGAUCGUGACGGAUUACAUGGAUUUAAAAGCGUUCAACUGGCGCCUUUGUGUAAUUGAUGAAGCACAUCGUCUGAAAAAUAGGAAUUGCAAGCUCCUUGAGGGUCUGCGGCAGCUAAAUUUGGAACAUAGGGUACUGCUCUCCGGAACUCCCCUUCAAAACAACAUCAGCGAAUUGUUCUCGCUGCUUAAUUUCCUGGAACCCUCGCAAUUCUCCUCGCAGGAGGAGUUCAUGUCCGAGUUUGGAAGUCUCCGCACUGAGGAGGAGGUAAAUAAACUGCAAGCUUUACUAAAACCCAUGAUGCUGCGUCGUCUUAAGGACGAUGUGGAGAAAAGUUUGGCACCCAAGGAAGAAACCAUUAUCGAAGUGGAGCUUACUAACAUACAAAAGAAAUACUAUCGAGGAAUCCUGGAGCAGAACUUUAGUUUCCUGAAAAAAGGAACCACCUCAGCAAAUAUACCCAACCUGAUGAACACAAUGAUGGAGUUGAGAAAGUGCUGCAUUCAUCCCUAUCUUUUAAAUGGAGCUGAGGAACAAAUCCAGUACGAUUUCAAAUCCCAGCACGGUGAAGAUCCAGAGUCUUAUUACAAGAACCUGAUUCUCUCCGCUGGUAAAAUGGUUUUAAUUGAUAAAUUGCUACCUAAACUCAAAGCAAAUGGUCAUCGAGUGCUCAUAUUUAGUCAGAUGGUGCGUUGUUUGGAUAUCUUAGAGGACUAUUUGGUCUAUAGAAAGUAUCCCUUUGAGCGAAUUGAUGGACGAAUUCGAGGAAAUCUCCGGCAGGAGGCCAUCGAUCGUUAUUCCAAGCCAGGAUCGGAUCGUUUUGUGUUCUUGCUAUGCACUAAAGCAGGAGGAUUAGGCAUUAAUUUAACAGCUGCCGAUACGGUCAUCAUUUACGAUUCGGAUUGGAACCCUCAGAACGACUUGCAGGCUCAGGCCCGAUGCCACCGUAUUGGCCAAAGAAAAAUGGUGAAAAUCUACCGAUUGCUAUGCAGGAAUACCUAUGAGCGGGAGAUGUUUGACAAGGCUUCGAUGAAACUUGGAUUGGACAAGGCUGUCCUACAGUCGAUGAACACCCAGGGCUCUAAGGAUGGCAACAACAAGCAGCUGUCUAAGAAGGAGAUCGAAGAUCUUCUGAAGAAGGGAGCCUACGGGGCUGUCAUGGAUGACGACAACGCUGGUGACAAGUUUUGCGAAGAGGACAUCGAUUCAAUCCUCAAGCGCCGCACACAAGUCAUAACCAUGGAAUCUGAGAAAGGUUCAACCUUCUCGAAAGCUUCAUUUGCUGCCUCCGGAAACCGAUCCGAUAUUACCAUAGAUGAUCCUGAUUUCUGGACCAAGUGGGCCAAGAAGGUUGACAUUGACCCAGAUGCUUGCGAGCGGGAUGAAACGGAGGACUUGGUUUUGUCCGAACCAAGAAGACGCACCCAAAUAAAACGCUACGGCCACGAGGAUGUAAUGGAGCUUAAUUCGGAGGAUUCCUCCAAUGAGAACAGCGAUGAAGAGGGAGGAAUAGGCCUUCGUUCCCGUCGCCGCAAGGAGAAACGAGAUCGCAACCGUGAAAAGAAGGGCAACGAUGAAUACAUUCCCCGCGAGCGAGAUGCCCUGGCUGCCUUGGGAUUGGAGGAGAUUCAGUAUGGCAACUGGGCGAAGUCCGAGUGCUUCAAAGUGGAGAAGGGGCUGCUUUCGUUUGGUUGGGGUAGAUGGUCGGAACUUCUGGAGCUUGGACAAUUUAAGCGAGGUUGGCGCGAUAUCGACGUCGAGGAUUGUGCUCGCAUCAUCCUCCUUUACUGCCUGCAGGUCUACAAGGGUGACGAAAAAAUCAAGACGUUCAUCUGGGACCUGAUCACGCCGACGGAGGACGGUGAGGUGCAGAAGAUCAGCAGGGAUCAUAGUGGCCUACACAACUUGGUGCCACGAGGUAGGAAUGCCAAAGGCCGGAAUGGGGGCAAGUCUAACAAAGAAUCCACGGGAAUUUCUACACCUGCUCCAGGCACUGCAUCUGGUAGUAAUAGUGGCAACACGACUCCAGCUCACAAAUCAAGUGCCCUGGAUGGAUCCGACAAGGAUGGUGGCGGAAUAAGUGCCAGUGCUGUGGCCGCAGCGGUAACUAGUAUUCACGACCCCAAUCACUGGAGCAAGAAGGAGAAGUACGACGCCGAUGCGUACUUGGAGGGCGCCUACAAAAAGCAUUUGGGCAGACACGCCAAUAAGGUUUUGCUGCGCGUAAGGAUGCUCUAUUAUAUACAACACGAGGUUAUUGGUGAUUUUGUUCAGCAGAUCAAGGAUAAUACUCCUAUCAGCAGUUCGAAAGCCAAGCAGCAGCUGGCACUCAAUCUGAAUCUGAAUCUGGAAAGCGAGCUCCCCAUUCGCCCGCCGCCAACGCCAGAUCAAGUGCCAUCCUCAUGGUGGAAUCCCAUUUGUUGUGAUAAGAGUCUGUUGGUCGGAACCUACAAGCAUGGCUGUGAAAUGUAUCGUCAAAUGCGCGCCGAUCCCAAUCUGUGCUUUGUCACCCAUGUGGGCGCCGGUGCGGCCGGUGACGAUCUGGCUGCUACGAAUUUGCCGAUAAACGAAGACGAUGCAAAUUCGAAGCACGAUGAUGGCGACGAAGUGGACGACGACGGCACCACCACGACCAAAGACUCGGACUCCACCAAACUCAUCGGGGGCGAAAACAAGGAUUUGCUUCUCGACCCGGAGCGCCCCAGUUCGUCGGGUAAGAGCAGCAGCGAAAGUGGCAGCAGCGGCAACGACAAAACGGAAUGCGAAAAAGAUGCCACAACCGCUUCUGAAUCCUCAUCCAAAUCCAAAGCCAAAGCUGAUGCCUUACCGGGCAGUGGCAGCGAUGUUGAUGUGGCGGUCGCCCAGCAGGGUGCAUCAUCAGCGACUCCAGAAUCGGCAGAUACAUCAGAUCCUGAUAUAACUAAAAAUACCGCGCCAGUCUUAGCCUCUGUUUCCCGCGAUCCAGCCGACUCCAGUUCGCCGGAGGCGGUGAGAGAAGUCCAGGAGACGGGGGCCAAGACUGGCUGUGCCGGCGAAUCGGACAGCGAAACGGAGAAAAAAAAUAACGAAAAGGAAACUAAGGAGUCAACUGUUGCUGCUCCUGCUGGGGAAACCAAAAAAGAUACCGCUGCUAUUGCCCGAGUUGAAGGCGCUAAAGCGGAAUCAUGCACUAACAAUGCUACCACAAACAUCACUACCACUACUACUACUACCAUUACCAAUACCACCACUACCACCACCAAUAAUCCAUCAUCCAAAGCGGCUAACUCUAACAACACCACCGACCAUGCUAACUCCAACUCACAUUUAGGCUUGGACGAGGAAGAGAGCAUCGCCGGCAGUUAUCCGCCCACCGUGGCAGCCGUCGAGGAUGCCACCACCAUGUGGCCGUCGAUGCAGGACCUCAACACCCGCCUGCGGCGUGUGAUUACCGCCUACCAGAGGAAUUACAAGAAAGAGGAACUGAAGCUACAGCAGAAGGCCAAGCUCCAGGCAUUGGUUUCAUCGACGCCCCCGCUGUCGGUCCCCACCACGCCUACUCUUCAGUCCAUGCAAAUGCAGCUGCAGAGCAGCUCCGGUGGCAGUGGCUCCGGAGUCGGAUCCUCUGGCCAGCACGAUGCCAGCGGCCGGAGUCUCCAGGCGUUGAUGCAAUCACAGGGGGCCAGUACAUCCGCAGCAGCUGCGGCAGCCGCCGGAGGAUCCGGUGUUGGACCCGGGCAGGGGGGCUCGGGCGGAGCUGGAGUAAUGCCAGCCAUGCCCACUGCAUCCGACAUCAGCCUGAUGCUCAGCAUACUCAACACCACCGACGUCAGCCAGCUGGCCAAUUUGGACAUCAAUAAACUGGCCAUGUACCUGGUCAGCAUGAACAAUAAAAUGGAGCGGCAGGGCAAAAUGGAACUGGCGGCCAAGGAGCGUGAGUCCCAGCGCCUGCAGCUCAUCCCGAAGAAGUGGAACCGCCGCGAGGAAUACGAAUUUCUGCGAGUUCUUACUGGAUAUGGCGUAGACCUACACCUCUCCACACCAAUGAGUUCGAGCAGUGGAAGUUCCCUAUCACCCGACUGGACAAAGUUCAAGCAGAUGGCUCAUUUGGAAAGAAAGAGCGAUGAAACAUUGACGGAUUAUUAUAAGGUCUUUGUGGCUAUGUGCAAGCGGCAGGCAGGUUUGAAGCUCGCAGAAUCGGAGAGAGGUCUAGAAAGUAUCAUCGAGGAAAUCGAAAAGGAGCACGCCAAGCUCAUACUAGAUCGUCUGGAAGUUCUUGCCAAGCUGCGAGAAGUCGCUCGUAAUCCCUUACUCGAGGAACGCCUUAAACUCUGCACUAUGAAUGGUGAUACCCCCGAUUGGUGGGAGCCUGGCCGCCACGACAAGGAAUUGAUCACUGCCGUCCUUAAGCACGGUCUCUAUCGCUCGGAAACCUUUAUCUUUAAUGAUCCAAACUUUAGUUUUGGAGAGUCAGAAAAGCGUUUUAUUCGAGAGUUGGAAGCUCAAAUCCAGCGCACCAUCAAGCUGGAAGCUUUCAAUGCUGAGAAGGCAGAGAAAUUGGCGGCAGCUGAGAAAGCAGCGGCAGCUGAAAAGGCAGCAGCAGAAAAGGCAGCUUCGGUCAAAAAUGAGGUUAUAGAUUUGGAUGAUGAACUCAUGACAGACGAGAGUGUCAUUAAGAAGGAAACAUCUGCUUCUCCCGUAAAAGAUGAAAUUAAAGCAGAGGAGAGCGGAGAAAAGAACCCAGACACUGGUGUCAGUACCAAAGCAAAAAUAUCUGAGACCGAAGAGUCUAGAAAGAUUGAAGCUGAGGUCAAGGAUGAAGAAGAUUUAAAGGAGGAAGCCUCAGAGAAAAACGCGGAAGACGAAACUGAAAAUUUGGAUAAGGAUAAAUCCACCAAUGAAAAAUUGGUCUCAGAAGCCGAUGAAACCAAGCCCAGUGAAGAAAAAAUAGGAGAUGAGGAGUUAGCCAUAGCCGAAAAUGGUCAGGAGAAGGAAGGAUCUACAGAGAAAUCCACUGAGAAAAAAGAGAAUACUUUGGAAGAUAACAGAAAAACUGCUGAAGAAGAGGGCUCAAAAAUAGAGUUGGAGGAAAUGGCUUCCAAAGUAGAAGAAAAAUCCACUAAAGAUUCGGAAUUUUCCGAAAAGGAAUCUGAAAAUAAGGCUGCUGUAAAGACUGAUGAAGAAAAAGCUGAAGAAUUAAAAGAACCGUCUAAGAAGCAAUCAGAAGAUAUGGAAAUAGAGAUGAAACCUACCGAAGCUGAGCCUUCUGAGAAGUCUCCUAUUCCAGCUGAAUCUGAGGAAACAGCUCACAAGAAACCGACUGGAGACCAGGAAAUACUUGACUUGGUGACAGGACCUACAGAUCCCGAUGAUGACGAGGUGAUGAAGGAAAAAGAAAAAGCAGUGGAAGAAGAAUGCAAGAAGCAGGCGGCCGAACUGAAAGCCCGCUUCCCGGAUCUGGAAGUAAUCCAACCCGCGACGGUGAAACAGCAAAAGCUGGAGAAGCCCAAGCUAGAGAUGUGCAUGAUUCGUUGGUUCAAGGAUUUCGCUUUGGAGCGCCGCAUUGCGCACAUCGUGUCCUGCGUCGAGUCUGGAAAGUGGCCGGUGGAUAGCAAGUAUAGUGCUUUUGCCAGCUGCAAGGGAGCCACUGAUCUGAGCAUUGCUCUUCACGAAUCUAUUCCUCACCUGAGCAGUUUGGAGCGUCGCUCCACAACACCCGAUGUGAUUACCAUCACUACGGAUCAGGGUGUGACGAAGCACCUGCAGGCCUCGCAGAUGCAGCAGGUGGCCAGUUCGUCUUCCGUUUCAUCUGCCUCCUCGGGAAUGCCCCAGGUCACCCAAUCAAAGCCCUUGUCAGCCACCAGUUUACCUGGUUUGGAUGCGAAUAGCAUCAAUGCUGCAGUGGCGGCGGCCGUUGCUGCGGCUGCAGCGGGUGGAAAUGCCACCUCCUUAUCUUCCCUACUCCCUGGAAUGUCGCUGAGUGCGGCAUCUGGCACGUCAGCCGGUGGAGUGGGCGGACUGAGCGUCCCAAGUUCGGGAUCAGGAGUGGGCAAGAAGCGCAAGCGACACAUCGCCAUCGACGUAGAGACGGAAAGGGCUAAAUUGCACGCCCUGCUCAACAGUUCGACAAUGGCACCAAAAGACUGGGAAAGUGAGAUAGCCAACAUGGAGGCAUUGACUGGUUCCUCUGGCCGUGGUCGAGGAGGUAACUCUUCCUCUGCUUUGAGUGGUAUGCAGCCUCCCCCAGCUCACCAACAUGCUUCGCUCUCGCGGCAGUCCUCCGGUCAGUUCAGCAAACCAGCUAUCCCCGCCCUAAAGACACCUCCUCCUUCGAUGGGCACACCCAUGGAUCUGUCCUCAAGCCUGCCGAAAAUGAACAUGACGGAGAUGCUAAAGUCGGCCUCUAGUGGGGGAGCCAUCGACUUGAGCGAGGUGCAGGACUUUUCUAUGCCCUCUAAGAAAUCCAGCGUGCAUGCUGCUCUUAGUUCCGCAUUUCCCUCAAUGGGCAGCAAGAGCAAACUUGACGACACGCUCAACAAACUAAUGAAGAAGAACAAUUGUACAAUAGAAGAGCCUGUGAUUGGCAAGGAGAAAAAGCGCAAGAAGUUGGACGAGAUCGUGCUCGGCCUAUCAGCGGCCAAAGAGCAAAAGACCUUCCCUGAUCCAUCGCUGCCAUCCUCAAAGAAGCCGCAAAUCCCGCCAAGCGUGUCUGUUACGCCGGCGAAUCUGCAAUCGUCGGUCAGCCAGCAGUCUAACCAGAAACCCUUUACCAUCACUGUUACCACAGUGCCCGGAAAGUCCAAGGGCGGAUCGUCCAGCGGUGGAUCCGGCGCCGGAGGAAGCUCAUCGGCCAGCGGCGGAGGAGCCGGCGGCAGCGGGCUGAGCGCCCUUCAGAACAUGGCAAUGGGAGGUCUGUCCUCCAAGGACAGUUUGAACGCCCUUCUGAAUCAGACAAUGUCAACCGAUCCGCAAACGUUCCUCAAGCAGCAGCAGAAGAUGAUGCAAUUUUUGCCGCCUGUCCAACGAAAGGCGUACGAGAGCAUGCUUGCCGAGAUGGAGCAGGCCAUGAAGAUAAGCUCCAAGUUUUCGACCAACUCCCCGCACGACGUCAAGGUCAACAAGUGGCUCUCAGACAUGUCAAGUCCACUGGGCGACCAGCUCAGCAUUGAUUACGUGGGCGGAGGCGGAGCUGGUGGUUCUGGGAGUGCCAACAGCCGGCGCUCCAACCGCCAGCAGGGCAGCUCUUCGCAACAGUCCCCAAGUGCUGCCCAGCUGCAGAAGCAGCAGCAACAACAACAACAACAGCAGCAACAACAACAGCAGCAACAUUCAAUAUCAGGGCCGCAGAAUCUAACAGGAGAGGAGCCUGUACCCGUGAUCAAUAAGCAGACUGGCAAGCGUUUGGGAGGAAACAAGGCGCCGCAGCUCAAGCGGCUCAUGCAAUGGCUCACGGAAAACCCCAACUACGAAGUGGAUCCAAAGUGGCUGGAACAGAUGCAAAAUCCCAUGUCAGCACCGUCUCCUAAACCCACAUCUAUGGAUAGCAGCUAUGGCUCCUCGGCAGUAAAGUCCCAUGGCGGUCGCCCGUCGUCCAACUCGAGUAACGCCUCAUCCUCUUCCCAUACCCAACAACAGCAACAGUCAUCAACUCAGUCGUCAGCGGGUGGUAACUCUGGCACAUCCAAAAAGUCAUCCCGUCAGCAAACGGCAGCAUCAGCUGCUCUAGAUCAAGCUGCGUUACAAUUUGGGUCUCUAGCUGGUCUGAAUCCCAGCCUGCUGGCUGGACUGGGAGCUUUUGAUCCCAAAAAUCCUCUGGCAGCUUUUGAUCCCAAGAACCCGCUGCUUUCUAUGUCAUUCGGAGGAAUGCCCGGAAUGAGUAAUAUUCCUGGACUAGGUAACCUAAACAACAUGAACCUGUUUGCAAGCUUGGCGGGAAUGGGAGGAUUGGGAAAUCUAGCGGGGAUGGACACCCAGUCGCUGGCUGCACUUAUGGCUGCUGCCGGACCAACUCUAGGCGGAUUGACUGGUGCUUCCGGAGGAGCGGGUUCCGGUAAGAGCCAGGUGCAGUCGCAGUCCGGCGGUGGCUCAUCCGGUGCUUCCUCAUCCUCUUCGGCCAGCAAGAAAAAACAGCAGCAACAACAACAGGCUCAACAGCAGGCGCAAAAUGAAGCUGCUCAAUUGGCGGCUGCCAUCAGCGCUAGCACAGGAGGAUCCUCUGGCGGAGCUGGUGGCAAGAAUGCAGCAGCUUCUGCAUCCCAGCUGGCUGCCGGCUUCCCCUUUUUGUUCCCGAAUCCUUCGUUACUGUAUCCGCCCAUGGGACUGGGUGGGCUUAAUCCUUAUUCUUUGGGAUCCAGUGGGCUGGGCUCUGCAUAUGAUCAGCUGGCCCAGCAGUAUAAUCUGCUAAAUGGAGCCACUUCAUCCGCCACAAACACGAAUUCAACGCAGUCUAAAUCCCAUCAGUCGCAAUCAAAGGCCAGUCAGUCUAGGAACGCCUCAGCGGCAGCCAACUCAGCAGCUAGCCUAAUGAAUGCUAUGGCCAGCAUGGGCGGAGGAGCAAGCACGGCAACCACGGCUUCAACAUCAGCAUCAGGAUCCGGACGAGGCAGGCAGUCGAGCAGCAGAAACCAAUCCCAAACCACACCCACAGCGGCAGACAUGGCUCAACUGAGUAGCUUACUCAUGCCAGGAGCGGAUCCGCAUCUUCUCGAAUCGCUGAGUCGCAUGAGCAAUAUGGAUUUGGCGCAAGCAACUCGAUUGAUGAGUUCACUGGGAAUGCCUCCACUUCCAGGAAUUUCCAGCUCUUCCGGAGCAGGAAACUCAUCUUCAAGCAAGAGGUCUAGCCAAGCAGCUAAUGAAGCCAACGCUCAGGCAAAGGAACAGCAGAAGUGGUUUGAGAGUCUGACCCGCGGAGCCCUGCCUGCGGAUUUAUCUGCCCUGCAAGCCUUCUCGCAGUCCAAAAUGCCUUCGACGUCCAGCUCCAAUACGGGAACAUCUACUUCUUCGAGCAAGAGCUCGAAGUCUGCAGCAGCGGCGGUGGCGUCACAACUGCCACAAAUCCCUGGAAUGUCCAGUGAUUUCUCACAAGCCUUUUUAGCUGAAAUGGCUGCCCAGGCGAUGGCGGCUGCCGGCGGAUCGCUGCCUCUUAGUGGUCCUGGUUCCCUAGCCAGUUUGGCUGGCUUAACUGGUGGCUCUGCUGGAGGAGCCGGUGGAGGAGGCUCCUCUGCCUCAGGAAGUGGCAGCCACUCGUCUUCAAAACGACAGCGUGAGCAGGAUGCCUUUAAACAACAAAUGGAUUACUACACCAAGACCCUGGGCCUGGGAUCAGGAAUCUCGCUGAUACCCACCUCCUCGGCGGGAGGAUCUUCCACAUCCUCCAGUUCCGCGACCGCAGCAGCAGCAGCUUACGCUGCAGCUUUGGAUGCUGAGCAACAACAUCAGCAGCAACAGAAGGCGCUCUCCAAACGCUCACGUGGUGAUAUACAUCCUACAAAGGAGGAACUGUCCGCCGCUGCCCUUGCUGCUGGACUUCCCCUGAACCUGGGAGCUAGCAUGAGCAGCAUAGAGAAGAGUCUAAGAGGCGGAAGUAGUUCCAGCACCAGCUCUACACCAGCGCCUAUGUCUGCGGAACAAGAUAAGGUUACAUUGACGCCCCUGAACGCCUCUGGAGGUGGUUCAGGAAGCUCCACUUCCAGUUCAGCAGCUGCUGCGGGACUGGCGGCCAACUUGCCGAGUCAAACAACAAUAACCAUAGCUCCUCCCAUCAGCAGUGGAGCCAGCACUAGCAGCGAGCGUUCGGAACGCUCCGAGUCGCGCAUAUCUCUAACUAUCACCAACGCAGCGGAUGCAGCGAAACUACCGCCGCCUUACGAAGAAGCCGAUGAGCUGAUUAUACAACCCAUACUCAAAAAGCCGACAACUGCCAAUCCAGGCAGUAGUCAUGGCGGAAGCGUGGAGGAUCUGGAUACAGCUGGAAACAUUUCAUCCGGUAAUCUUAGUGGCUCAUCCUCCAGUUCUGCUGCCGCGGCGGCGGCUGCAGCGGCAGCCGAAGAGAAUCGACGCUCAUCGAACCGCCUGAAGCGUCCGAGGUCUGGAAACGAACAAGGAUCCAGCUCCGUGGAAGGACAGCCGCCUGAGAAGCGACGGGAGCUGCGAUCUACUAGACAUACACGCUCCUCGGCGGAUGCCAGCACGCUAAAUCUUUCUGCAGGAAGCGAGUCAGGAGCGGAGGAGCGGAAUGAAUGAGUAUUGCGCAGAUCCGAGCGCCAGCGCUAGCAGGAUGACACGGGUCCUCCGGAGAGGAGGGGAAAAUCACGCGGAGGAGGAGCCACCAGCACCACUGGACAGCCACCACAACAGAUGCAGAGAAUCAAGAAUAGAAAGAUGAUGAGGAACCAGCUGAUGCAUAUGCAAACAAGAUCGAGGCGAAAAUCUAAUGCUAGGCUUAUUGUUACCACUAGAUCCCUUAAGCUUAAAGUUGUGUAAAGUAUAAGAAGCCUAUAAAAACUAUAUAUAGAGCCAAUGUAGAAGAGCGGAUUGUGGUUUGUUGCAACGCCCUGCAGUCGGACACUGCUGCAAAACCGUCUGAAUUGGAGGGCUAAGCAUCACUCCCAAUAGUUGGAUUACUCAAGUUCCAUCGCUGCUUAAAUGGAGCUUGAUUAAUCAAUCGUUUUCCUACCUAUGGCUGCUUAAAUAUUCACACAGUUACGAACAUAUUUAAAAAAACGCUUAUAAUUUAAUUGUAACGAGAGAAGCAAAGUGCUGCUGCAUGAAGAUUAUCCGUUUAAAUUAUUGCAACCACAUAAUUAAUAAGCGGCAUCAAAAAUGUUUAGAUAAUAGACUAUAUCCAUACACACCUAACAAGAAGAGACACAGAUACUUGGGUUUCCUGCGCUGUCCUCACACAUGCAGUCUUUAUAUAUGAUACCUGUACAUAAUUUAUAAUCUUUAAAUGGCUCUCGUAUUGCUUAACGGUUUUUAAUAUAGUAAGGCACCAUGUAUUCUCAUACUGAAUCAUUUUCCACACCUCUACCAUUUACUAUGUUGUAUUGUGUUAUGUCCUCUCUACUCUCUCUGUGUGUCCCACGAAAACUGCGUGUAAUUUUGAUAAUUUUAAUUUUGUAAUUAGUGAAAGUGAAGGGAUUGGAACGCAUAUGGCAAGAAACAAUCCUUCAAGAGUAGAUUUUAAUUUCUUGUAAUUUGUAUGUUUUAAAACAAACUCAUCUGUCCCCUAAAGAACAAAAAAACUACAACAGACCAGGCACGUAACUAACAAAUGCAAAGUGUUUAUUGAAAAAUAGAAUUUUUUAAUUAAAUCAAUUUUAAUGUAAUUGAGAAUCGGAGAAUAUGAAACUUGCACGUUUGAUGAGCAGUAAUGCAAUAAUUUUGCAUAAUUAUUCAAAUCAGUUAAACGAAUUAUGGAUUUCUUUUGCUCGCACUUUACGAGAACGAUUAGUUUAAAAACGGUAACAAGACCACACAGAAAAAAGAGAAGAAAGCUAAACAAACAAGCAACAUAUAUUGCAUACUUAACUUGUAAGUAUAACUCUUAAUUAAAAUAUAUAUUUAACUGCAGAACAAGAAACAAAAGCAACAUCAACCAGAAAAAGAAACUACAGCAAGAACAGCAAGUAAACAAGCAAGCAUCAACUAUUGAUAUUGAUGAUAAAUAAAUAUAUAACAAAAUUUUAAAAAUUUCAACAAA